Messenger RNA from Rhodamnia argentea, 776 nucleotides. RefSeq lists its product as uncharacterized. The transcript has 3 exons. The coding region runs from base 181 to 624 and encodes 147 amino acids. The record is from RefSeq and is a predicted model, not a curated record. Lineage: Eukaryota; Viridiplantae; Streptophyta; Magnoliopsida; Myrtales; Myrtaceae.
UCAGUGGGGCCAUAAUGCACUAAAUACCAAUGCUUAAGAAAGAAAUUUCUAGGGGGGCCUGAGAGACUUGGCAAGUCUAUGAACGGACCAUCCGGAAAAGCGAAAGCUUUUAAUGCGUUUGGGUGAUCAGUGAUCUUCAUUAUCUUUGACUUCUCUCUGUACGGGGCUCUACAACACCAGAUGGAUACAGAGGUAACAGAGCUAUUAGCAGACUUGGAGGCGCGAAUCGGAUGGCCGCUCGGGCUCGAGAUUAUGAACUUGAGACUCAGGCUGUUCGAGAGCUUACAAUCGGCAACCGUCGAUCCCCGAUCUUUUCGCGCGCCCUCAACCUGUUUCUCCUCGUUAUCAUCCUCUGCCCUUGACACAGAGUCGUCGGCGUCCUUCUUCCAAGACAGCAGCGUGUCGCUUGGUCGCCUGAUCGGGAUCAGACCCAGCAACAGCCAGCGUUUUUACUUGCCCGACUCGAAUUCGAUUCGGCAUGAAGAACCAGCGACGAGACUGGUAAGGGGCUCUCUCUCAGAGAAAACCAAGGGGAGGCGAGCAGAUGUAACCCGAGGAAUCUGCGUUCCAUUGCUACUUAGCAUCCUCGUAAGAAUAACCCCAAGUAAGAGCAAACCAAAAUGAUUGUUCCUCGUGUAGGUGAUGCUGUCAAACUAUGUUGAACACGCUUGAAUCUAUCGCAGACGGUAUCCACAAGAGAAACAUACCUUUAUGUUGCUGUUCUUGUGAUGGCCUAUUGGGCCAGGCCUAGUAAGAGAAUUUCUGGUUUAACACUU